ACGCUUUCGUGCAAUAGAAGCCUAGGCUGAGGCCAAACGACGUAGACAGAUCGUCUGCAUGUUUGAACAGCAGUAUUUUGUUUGUUAGUGUACAUUUUAUUUGACAAUAAGCAAUAUAUAUUUCCGCAAUGGCACGGAAUGCAACAAAAGAUUGGAGACUAGAUUGCAAAGUGUAUGUUGGAGAUCUUGGUUAUGGUGCAGCCAAACAAGAACUUGAAGAGAAGUUUAGUAAAUAUGGACCUUUGCGUAAUGUGUGGGUAGCCAGGAAGCCUCCAGGGUUUGCAUUUGUUGAAUUUGAAGAUCCCCGUGAUGCUGAAGAUGCCACAAGAGCCCUUGAUGGAGCGAGAUUGAAUGGUCGUCGUGUGCGUGUUGAAAUGUCAUCAGGAAAAUCUCGUUGGGGAAGUCGAGGGCCGCCAGUUAGGCGUCAGGGUUCUUCUUCUCAUGAUGACUACAGACAAAGGAGAGGCAGAUCACGGUCUUUCUCCCCACGUCGUAGAUCCCACUCUCCACGUAGGCGAAGUCGCAGUGAUUCAAAUUCACCUCGUCGUCGUAGCCGCAGCAGAUAAACUGUUGACUGUUGACACUGUAGAGUGACCUGAUUUACAAAGAAAUCGGGGCCUAAAUGUUGAGACCAGCGAGGAGAUAGCUCCUUGUCACAUCAGUUAUCUCCAUAGGUUGUUGUAAGCAGUGGUGUGUACUUAUCACUUCUAUGUGUUCACACUGCAUUCAUGGACAGUGACGAUCCUACCAGUACUUUUAUUACUAAACCCGAGGCCAAGGCCUUUUUUUACAUUAUUACUGGAGUCAUGCAUUUUAUUGUCUUGUGUAUAUUCAUUACACAGUCCUGGCAUUUUCACGGCCCAUUUUUACAAAGCAAUCAUAGCACUAUGACUUUAAGUUAAUGUUAAAGUAUAAGAGUUGGAUGGUUGUAGUCCUACAAUGGCUUUGUGAAGUGGGACCAUUGAGGUUUGUAUAUAGCAGUCCAGUUCACUCGUCGGUUUUGGCAAGUUGGUUGUUCAUACUUAUAAGUGAUAGACACAUGAAUCCUAAAGGUGCAGUAUUGUGUGAUAUACACUGUACUUCCUGCUCCUGAAUGUUUGUUUGUUUUCAUAGGAAUCAUUCAUUUGAUGUUUUAAGUGAAAUUUCACAAAGUACAAUCUGUCUUCAUGUGCUACACUUGAAGCUAGACUGGGUUUUACUGGUUGCUGUUUUAGUGUGAAGAUAAAUUUUUAUUGCAGACCCUUUUGUUUUUGUUUGGCAUUGUUUUAAAUUGUCAACAUGUGCCUUGUUUUUGUGUCGUGUAUAGCCAUCCUUGGGAAGAAUCAUGUCAUUGGGAAAUACAUGUCAAAGUCUUUAUCUGAUAUAAUUUUUUUCUUUCCGCUCUGAAUACAAGUAUUUUAACUGGUGAAUAAUGUUGAAUUUCAUAUUGCUAACAUUAUUUGAACAUUUCAGUCUAUCGGACAGAUAUUCAUGUAGAAAGAGAAAAGGAAAUAUUUUUCUGACAUGAGCAAGGGAAAAUAAGUUCUGUAGGCAGUUUGUAAAGAGGUUUGGCUGUAUAUCACAGUAUACCUCUGAGCAUUAAGAAUAUUAUCCAAGAUCAAAAUUUUUCAACUUGGCUUUGCUCAUUAAUCAAAACCAAGGUAUGUAUUUUUUUCUGAGGUUAGAUUUUUAUGCUUUCAUUUUGUUUAAUGAAUUACUAGUAUUGUCAUUGCUCAGUUAAGUGUUUAAGUCUUGCCUGAAGAAAAAAAGUUGAACAAAAUUAUUAGAAUGCUAGUGCUGCAAGUGAUGAAAUUACUUUGGAGAGUAUUUUCAUGGUUAUAUUGCCAAAUAGUAGAUUUUUGAACAAUUUUGUAUUUCUCUCUACAAAGUUCAUGCUGCUCAUGUAUUAAUGGAAUAAAAUUUUAUUGAAUGUA
Haliotis rubra (blacklip abalone) is the source of this 1913-nucleotide messenger RNA. RefSeq names its product serine/arginine-rich splicing factor 3-like. Gene Ontology annotation, biological process: mRNA splicing, via spliceosome. NCBI's taxonomy places the organism in Eukaryota, Metazoa, Mollusca, Gastropoda, Lepetellida, Haliotidae. Gene Ontology annotation, cellular component: nuclear speck. The transcript has 6 exons. The coding region runs from base 129 to 566 and encodes 145 amino acids. The record is from RefSeq and is a predicted model, not a curated record. Gene Ontology annotation, molecular function: RNA binding.